Carassius carassius (crucian carp) is the source of this 3051-nucleotide messenger RNA. Its product is annotated as NACHT, LRR and PYD domains-containing protein 3-like. NCBI's taxonomy places the organism in Eukaryota, Metazoa, Chordata, Actinopteri, Cypriniformes, Cyprinidae. The coding region runs from base 1 to 2724 and encodes 907 amino acids. Gene Ontology annotation, molecular function: protein binding. The record is from RefSeq and is a predicted model, not a curated record. The transcript is spliced from 8 exons.
AUGGAGAGUGAAGCAUCUAUGGGAGAGUCAGUAAUAUUUAAUGGGAAAAGCAAAUCAAAUCCGAGUUGUGACUCUAAACUGAUCCAAAGCACAUUUAAAUCAAAUCUUAUGAAGACAUUUCAGUGUCUGUAUGAAGGAAAAGACAAGCAGCGAAACCCAACACUCCUGAAUGAGACCUACACAGAGCUCUACAUCACAGAGAGUGAGAGUGGAGAGAUCAAUAAUGAGCAUGAGGUGAGACAGAUUGAGACACAGUACAGGAGAGCAGCAACAGAGGACACACCAAUCAAAUGCAGUGACAUCUUUAUACCUUCACCUGGACAAGACAAAGCCAUCAGAACUGUGCUGACAAAGGGAGUCGCUGGCAUUGGAAAAACAGUCUCUGUGCAGAAGUACAUUGUGGACUGGGCUGAAGGGAAAGAGAAUCAGGACGUCCAGCUCAUAUUUCCACUUCCUUUCAGAGAGCUCAACUUGAUGAAGGACAAAACACUCAGUCUUUUAGAUCUUCUUCAUGACUUUUUCCCUGAAACAAAAGAAAUUCAAAUAUCUAGUAGUGAAUAUAAAGUGUUGUUCAUCUUCGAUGGUCUGGAUGAGUGUCGUCUGUCUCUGGACUUUCAGAGUAAUAUGAGGUUGUGUGAUGUGAGUGAAUCAGUCUCAGUGAACGUGCUGCUGAUGAACCUCAUUCUGGGGAAUCUGCUUCCCUCUGCUCUCAUCUGGAUCACCUCCAGACCAGCAGCAGCUGAUCUCGUCCCCUCUGAGUGUGUCCAUCGAGUGACCGAGGUACGAGGCUUCAACGACCCACAGAAGGAGGAAUACUUCAGGAAGAGAAUCAGUGAUCGGAGUCUGGCCGACAGGAUCAUCUCACACCUGAAGUCAUCAAGGAGCCUCCACAUCAUGUGCCACAUCCCAGUGUUCUGCUGGAUCUCAGCCACUGUUCUGGAGAAGAUGUUGAGUCCAGCAGAGAGUGGAGAGAUUCCCAAGACUCUCACUCAAAUGUACACACACUUCCUGAUCAUUCAGACCAAUAUCAGACAUAAGAAGGACUAUGUGAAGAACGUGAAAGAUGAAGACAUGAUCCUCAAACUGGGCAAAGUGGCUUUUGAGCAGCUUGUGAAAGGCAACCUGAUCUUCUAUGAGCAAGACCUGAGAGAAUGUGACAUUGAUGAGACAGAAGCAUCAGUGUACUCAGGAUUGUGCACUCAGAUCUUCAGAGAAGAGUCAGGCUUGUUUAAGGGGAAAGUCUUCUGCUUUGUUCAUCAGAGCAUCCAGGAACAUCUAGCUGCCCUAUAUGCACACCUCUCCUUCACACAUGACAACAUCUGUGUGUUUGACCAAACCAAAGAAAAGUUCUCUAAAGCUGUAAACUGGUUUAAAUAUAAUUCAGUAUAUGAGCUGCAUCAGAGAGCUGUGGAUGAGGCUUUACAGAGUAAGAAUGGACAUCUGGAUCUUUUCCUGCGUUUUCUUCUGGGUCUGUCACUGGAGUCCAAUCAGACUCUCUUACGAGAACUACUGACACAGACAGGAAGCUGCUCCUACAACAAAGAGGAAACAGUUCAGUACAUCAAGCAAAAGAUCAGGAAGAAUCAAUCUCCAGAGAGAUCCAUCAAUCUGUUCCACUGUCUGAAUGAACUGGGUGAAAAUUCACUGAUGCAGGAGAUCCAACAUUAUCUGAAAUGUGGAAAAAUAGGAGAAACCAAACUCUCCUCUUCACAGUGGUCAGCUCUGGUUUAUGUGUUGCUGACAUCAGAGCAGGAGAUGGAUGUUUUUGAUCUAAAAUUGUUUAUUGGAACUCAAAAUACAGCAGACAAAGUUCUUCAGAAGCUGCUGCCUGUGGUUAAAGUAUCCAGAUCAGUUCAGUUAAGUAAGUGUGGCAUCACAGAUGAAGGCUGUGCUGCUCUGACUUCAGCUCUGAGAUCAAACCUUGAACACCUGAGAGAACUACAUCUAUCAUUGAAUGAACUAGGAGACUCAGGAGUGAAUCUGCUCUCUGAUCUACUGAAGGAUCCUCAAUGUAAACUGGAAACACUGUGGUUGAAUCAUUGUGGAAUUACAAAUGAAGGUUGUGCUGCUCUAACUUUAGCUCUGAGAUCAAACCCCUCACACCUGAGAAAACUGGAUCUGACUGGAAAUAUACUAGGAGAUUCGGGAAUGAAGCUGAAGGAUCUACUGAAGGAUCCUGAUUGUAAACUGGAGACACUGUGGUUGUGUAAUUGUGAAGUCACAGAUGAAGGUUGUGCUGCUCUGGCUUCAGCUCUGAGAUCAAACCCCUCACACCUGAGAGAACUGAAUCUGUCAUGGAAUAAACUAGGAGACUCAGGAGUGAAGCUGCUCUCUGAUCGACUUAAGGAUCCUCAAUGUAAACUGGAAACACUGUGGUUGAGUGAUUGUGGAGUCACAGAUGAAGGUUGUGCUGCUCUGACUUCAGCUCUGAGAUCAUACCCCUCACACCUGAGAGAACUGAAUCUGACUGGAAAUAAACUAGGAGAUUCAGGAGUGAAGCUGCUCUCUGAUGGACUGAAGGAUCCUCACUGUAAACUGGAAAAACUGUGGCUGAGUUAUUGUGGAGUCACAGGUGAAGGUUGUGCUGCUCUGGCUUCAGCUCUGAGAUCAAACCCCUCACACCUGAGAAAACUGUAUCUGACUGGAAAUGAAUUUAGGGACUUAGAUGUGAAUCUGCUUUCUAGUCUGAAUGACGAUCCACAUAAUAACCUGCUUGAGUUUUAGUCUGACUUUUUCUGAAUCAACUGAUGGUGACUAAAGAGCCACUACAGACAGACAUCAUAUUCAACAGAAUCAAUAGACACAAACUCAUAGUGAUCAUCACACACGUGUGUUUGUGUAAAUUUAAUGGUCCAGUCCUUUAUUUGAAGUAAAAAAAAAAAGAUUUUUAUGACAGUUGUACUGGUACCACAUUUUACACAAUAUUGCCAGUUGUUUUUGACACUCUGUAUAUUUUCUGUUUAAUUCUUAUUACUGUAGAUUUCAAUCAAUGUAAUACAAAUAUUAAUUGUCUUGGUACGGUAUUAAAAAAACUGCACUCUGAAAGUAAAA